Molecule: messenger RNA, 4748 nt
Organism: Pantherophis guttatus
Lineage: Eukaryota; Metazoa; Chordata; Lepidosauria; Squamata; Colubridae
Gene: OIT3
Product: oncoprotein induced transcript 3
Molecular function (GO): calcium ion binding
Source: RefSeq, a predicted model, not a curated record
UGGAAGCUAUUAUCAUCUUGGCCUCUUCCUCUGAUAAAACCCCCAGUCAGUGCCCGCAAGACUUUCUCUCUGCAUGUACACUUUGCUUCAACACACCAGAGCCUGAAGGCACCUGGUGGGAUUAUAAAAAGUAGUCUCACCUUGUCUUCUUCAAUGGGUCCUGCUGGGACUUCUCGCUUCAGAUGCCUUUGCCACCAGGAGAUGCUCCUGCUGUUCAUGUUGUCCUUUUGCCUCCACGCGAAUACACAGUCCUUGCAGGAGAAUACAGUGGCUCUUGACCCUUGUUCUGCCUACAUUAGUCUGAAUGAACCUUGGAGGAACACGGAAUUCCAGUUCAAUGAUUCUACUGACCAGCCUGAAUGUGACAGUCACGUGGAUGGGGAAUGGUACCGCUUUACAGGGAUGGCUGGGGAUGCCAUGCCUACCUUCUGCAUUCCUGAGAACCACUGUGGCACCCAUGCCCCAAUCUGGCUAAAUGGCAGCCAUCCUCAAGAAUCAGAGGGCAUUGUCCAAAGGCAGGCCUGUGCAACUUUCAAUGGAAACUGCUGCCUCUGGAAUACAACUGUUGAAAUCAAGGCAUGUCCCGGAGGUUAUUACGUCUACCACUUAGCCAAGCCCAGUGUCUGCUACCAUGCUUACUGUGGACAUUUCUAUGACAUCUGUGAUGUGGUUGAUUGUCACGGUUCCUGUUUGGACACUGGAGAUUGCAUUUGUUCCUUGGGGACAGUUAUGGGACCAGAUGGACAGACUUGUCUUGAUGAAAACGAAUGCGAAAGGAAUAAUGGAGGCUGCAGCGAAUUCUGUAUUAACCUAAAGAACUCCUAUCGCUGUGAAUGUGGAGUUGGGCGUGUCCUGGGACCGGAUGGAAAGACCUGUGAAGAAAUUGAAGGGUGUCAUAACAACAACGGAGGCUGCAGCCAUAGAUGCAACAUGUUGGAAACCAGUUAUCAGUGUGGAUGCCCUCGAGGUCUUGUUUUGUCAGAAGACAACCACACCUGCCAAGUUCCAGUUAUAUGUAAAUCUACAUCUAUAGAAGUGAACAUUCCCAAGGAUCUCGUUGGGGGAAUGGACCUCUCGCUUUCCAAUGGCUCCUGCAAAGGAGUAUCCAAUGGCACUCAUGUCAACCUCAUCUUCUCUCUGAAAACCUGUGGAACAUCUAUAGAUGUAGUAAAUGACAAAAUAGUUGCUACCAAUAUGGUCACUGGCUUGCCAAAGCAAAGACCCGGCAGUAACGGGGACAUCAUUGUCCGGACAGGAAAGCUGUUGAUCCCUGUGACUUGUGAAUUUCCUCGCCAUUACACCAUCUCAGAAGGCUAUAUCCCCAAUGUCAAGAAUUUGCCACUGGAAAUUAUGGGGCACAAUCAAGGUGUCUUCCCUUUCACUCUUGAGAUAUUCAAAGACAAAGAUUUUGAAGAGUCCUAUGGGGAUUCCCUUCCCACUCUUAAACUCCGAGACUCUUUAUAUUUUGGGAUUGAGCCCUUGGUGCACGUCAAUGGUCUGGAGACAUUGGUGGAGAGUUGUUUUGCUACCCCUACAUCCAAAACAGACGAGAUCCUGAAGUACCACUUAAUUCGAGAUGGCUGCGUUUCGGAUGAUUCCAUAAAGCAGUACACAUCAAAGGAUCAUCUGGCUAAACACUUUCAGGUCCCAGUGUUCAAAUUUGUGGGUAAAGAUAAUAAGGAAGUGUUCCUACAUUGCCGUGUUCUUGUAUGUGGAGUAACAGAUGAGAGAUCUCGCUGUGCACAGGGCUGUCACAGACGGAUGCGCAGAAGAGUUAGACCACAAAACGAAGGAGAUCACAUCACACACCAUAUCCUGACAAGUGGCCCAAUUAAAAUCGAUGUGCAAGAAUAGAUGUAUGAAAAUAUAUAUACCAGUAUAUAUAUCCAUAUACAUGUGAAUAUAGGUGUAUAGCCCAUUUCUCUCAGAAGUAUAUGCCCACCCCCCUUGAGUUCAAACUAGAUUUAAUCUACAUCUCAAUUCCAUUGCAUGUGGCGGGGAUAUUGAAUGGGAAAUUUGAUUUUGCAGGGUCAAAGCAGGGUCUGCUUCAAUUAGACAUGAUUUAUUCAAAGCACAGCCAAAAUUACAGGGGCAUCCAUGGCUCAAACAAAUGUCAAGUUGAAGCUACUGCUGUACAGUUGAAGCCUUGCUCCCUUUUUUUGUAUGCAUCUAAACAAGUCUUCAUACAUGUCAACAUGUUGAGUUUCGGUAAAGCAGUAAUGACAUUGGGAUAACAGUUGGGAGUGGUAGAAAUGUAUCAACAUAUUAAACUGUCAUGCUUAAUUAUGUGUGCAUGUUUUGAAAAGUUGACAUCCUCGUAGGCUUAGUUAUGAUUUCAUGGAUCUAGAACCUUUCCCUACUGAUCUGAGAUAGGCACUGCCCUUAUGCACCAUCACAAUACUUUGGAGCUCCUGGCAGUCUUUUCCUUCUCAGCCAAUUAAAUUCAGACGUUAAUUGGCCACUAAUCUAAAGGAAAGGCAUAUUUGUGUCAUAUCCUCCUAGCAUAUCCUCCCUAGGAUAGACAGUUCCUACUUAGUAUUCCUAUCUUCCUCAGCUUCCCGUUCCCAAGAUCUUCCAUUCCCUUUUGAAAUGAAACUGUUGAUGUGAUAAUUUACACGACUUUCAGGCUGUUUUGAGAGAUGGAGGUUUUUUUGUGCCACUGCAGAAUGAUCAGAUUCUUUUUGGGGGGAAAAUCCUAAUCCCAUAAAAAGGUAAAUGCAACAUGAAAAUAAGAAAGUAGGGGUAGGGUACCAGUUAACAUGGCACCUAUAAAAGCGACUAUUUGUAGCACAGGGUUGAAAUGAGGGGUUCUUGGUGCUCUCCAAGCUUGGUUGUUUUCUUGCCGUUUUGUUAACCAAACUAGGUAACAUCAUCAAUGCUGUAAGAAAACAACCAAGCUCAGAGUGCACUAAGGACCCCUCACCAGUUAACCUGUAUUUUUUAAUGAAGCCCUAUUGGCCAACUGCAGGAAGAAGAAUGGAACAACACUUGGAAAGCGAUGGUGCAAAAAUGUUAGCGAUGAUUAGAUAGACAGCCUUGUGGUUGUGUGGAAAGAGCAUUAGCCAUUCUGAUGCUUUCCUUUUUAGCAGUUCUGCAGGUGUUGAGAACGUUCUCGGUGAUAACUCAGAAAAUUUUGCAGAGGGGAAGGAAAAGAAGAAUAAUUUGCAGGUCAUACAAGGAUUGAAAAUGUUUUCUGUUCCCAGAGUAAUAAUGCACACUAAAGUUUUCCGCAUGCCCAAAGUUGAAUUACUGUAUUCAACUUCCUGAAGAGAAAACCGUGACAUUUAAAUGCACAUUUUUUUUUCCAGAAAAUGUAUACAUUGCACUGUUACGGAAUUUGGAAAUGUAUUGCUACUGCUGCAUAUCUUACUAUUAUCUCUUUCUUAUCACUCUUCUCUCAUUUUUUUUCCUUUAUGGAAUUAUCCGGAAAUGUCUUCCAACCACUUGAUUUAUGUUAGCUCCCUAUGCUGAUUUAAGAAACUCUGUAUCAGUUAAUAUUGUCUGCAAUUCUCCCACCCGUCCAAAGUAAAAUUUUCCAAAUCUAUUUUGAAAAAAAACCCCACACAUUAAUAUUUACACUACUGAAAUUUACAUGCUUUAACUAGCUAACCAUGUUUUUUUUAAAAAAAACAAAAAACAACUCCUAUUCUCAGAGGUGAGAGCAGUUUUCACGCACAUUUCUCCUUUUGCGUCUUGAUUCAAAACGUUUCUUGCAUUCUUUUCAUCAGGAUACUAUGAUAUUGCUGUGUAUGCUGUUGUGUACAGAUAGUCCUCGACUUACAACACUUUGUUUAGUGGCUGUUGGAAGUUACAAUGACACUGAAAAAAAGUGAUUUAGGAUGGUUACACCAUGAUCCCCAUGAUCACAUGAUCAAAUUCAGAUGCUUGGCAGCUGACUCGUAUUUACGACGGUGGCAGUGUCCUGGGGCCAUGCGAUCACCUUUUGCAACCUUCUGACAAGCAAAAUCAACAGAGAAGCCAGAUUCACUUAACAACCGUGUUAUUAACUUAACAACUGCAGUGAGUCACUGAACAAACGUGGCAACAAACGUGGGGCAAAAUUCACUUAACAAAAUGUCUCGCUUAGCCACAAAAAUUUGGGGCUCAAUUCUGGUCGUACGUCGAGGACUAACUGCAUUGUGAUAACAACUAUUUGGGGGAACCCAAUGAAAGAUUCCUGUUGUCUUUCACAGGAUCACAGGAACAGGGGAAAGGGAAAGUUUUCUCUGGAGGAUUAUGAAAAAGAACCAAUCCUUCUGAUGUAAAAAGUUGGCCAGUGCAAAUCCAAUUACUGAAGUACAAUAAAGCAGCUCCAAAUACUUCAAUCUCAGUCAGAAGGAGGUUUAAUUCCAUUAGCCUGUGUUCAGAGGAAAAAAAAUAGUUUUCUUUCUUUAGAGAGCAAUGGGUAAUCUACCAGAAUGCUUCAAUUUUAAAGAGGAGGGUAUAGAAAAAGAAUCAGGAGAUCCCCAAGAGUUUUACGUGUAUGAACGAUAUAUAGUUAUGUCACUUUAAGUUGUAGAAUACUAGUUAAUUCUAUGUAGAUAGAAGUAAGUUCCUUCCAAUCUCUGACAUUAUUUUAAGCUAUGUAUGUUAUUUAAUAAAAGUUUGAAAUGCUCUGCAUUUUAUAUUUUUCUUACCAUCAUGUACCAUCUAUACCUUUUUCUUAUUAUAAGAUGAUUCGUGUUUUUUACUCUUUUAAUGGAACGAUGAUCUAGUGAAAAUAAAAUGAGCAUUGUGCAGUGACUUCA